Fusarium coffeatum is the source of this 438-nucleotide messenger RNA. RefSeq lists its product as uncharacterized. The record is from RefSeq and is a predicted model, not a curated record. NCBI's taxonomy places the organism in Eukaryota, Fungi, Ascomycota, Sordariomycetes, Hypocreales, Nectriaceae. Bases 1 to 438 code for a protein of 145 amino acids. The transcript is spliced from 2 exons.
AUGGCCACCACCACUUCCAACCCCAGCACUACCGUCAGCACAGUUACUACUGUCAUUGAGGUCAAGGACCUUGGUGACGGCAAGUAUGAGCUGAACGAGAUCCAGUCUGACCCCUUUGUUCCCCCUGAGGUCCACAGCAACAACCGCAAGCAGGUUGAUGUCCCACUCCCUGUCCCCGGCCUCGGUAUCACUGUCUACCUCGACAUCGACGACAAGGAAAUCGGCGCCUAUGCCACCAUGUUCGGCUCACAGAUUGGCAGCUCCUACAGGGCUGGCCUUGACUCGGGAAUCGAGAUUGGUAUCAACCUGUUCCUCGCCAAGGGCAGUGUCCGCGUUUUUACCAAGAGUAACCGAGUCAAGUUGGCUUACAGCCUUGAAGCUGGGGUUGGUCCUUUCUCCACCUCUCACAAUGACGAGCUCGAUUUGUUCGGCUUCUAA